AUGGGAGGUAUGAACUAUCAUAUCGAAAUCCUUUUCGAUGACGGAGUCCGAUGGUUAGCGCGUAUCCGAAGAUUCAACGCGACCUCACCACCGGCCGAUCUACGUGAUUAUAUCAUGCGGUGCGAAGUUGCAACUCUUCAAUUUCUAAGCAAGACCAGGGUCCCUGCGCCAAAGGUCUUCGAUUAUGGCCUACAAGGGCAAACUCCUAUUGGAGCCGGGUACAUCCUUAUGGAGAAACUCCCGGGAAAGUCACUGCGCUGGUCCCUCGCCUCUCCAGAACAAAGGAGGAAAGUUAUGACACAGCUGGCAGAUAUAUACAUUGAAUUGGAGUCACACCCCUUCAAUACUAUGGGGUCUCUAGACCAACCCGGGACAGAUCACGUUGGACCGUUUGCGCGAGAAUCAUUGACGGACUAUGUCAAUUCGCAGAUGCUUCCUCUUGGUCCCUACAAUAACCCCCAAGACUAUCUCCGUGCCAGCAUUGAACUUAAUCUAGGGCUAAUUAUGAAAGGGGAAAGCUACGCAGGGCGCGAAAUCGACGCAUUCUUAGUCAAUCGCUUUCUUUUGGAUAGCGUCCCUGAAGUUUUGCUACAUCAUAGCUUUGAUGACGGCCAAUUCUACCUGAGACACGCAGACGAUAAGGGAGACCAUAUCCUAAUAGACAGCGACUAUAACGUCACGGGAAUUAUCGACUGGGAAUGGGCUCACACUGAACCAAAAUCUGCAGCCUUCAAAUCCCCUAUCAUGCUCCUUCCCGUUGCCGACUUUUACAACAGCGUCAACUGCAUUGGCAAAGAUGAGUCAACGUUUGCAAACACACUAGAGGACAAAGGCAACAAACGGCUUGCGGAAAUAGUGAGGAAUGGCCGACUACUUCAUCGCUUCGAUUUCUGCUGCGGCUACGACUUUGCUGAUUGGGAAGGGUUUCUAGGCCUUUUUCAAGGUCUCCGAGACGCCUUAAACAAAGAUGCCGGUUUGAGCUGGGAAGACUGGAAACGGAACGCCCUGGACAGAUAUUCGGACGACAAACAGUUGAAGUUGCUCUUGGCACGGACAGAUUGA
Aspergillus terreus NIH2624 is the source of this 1062-nucleotide messenger RNA. Its product is annotated as phosphotransferase family protein. The transcript has a single exon. The record is from RefSeq and is a predicted model, not a curated record. Bases 1 to 1062 code for a protein of 353 amino acids. NCBI's taxonomy places the organism in Eukaryota, Fungi, Ascomycota, Eurotiomycetes, Eurotiales, Aspergillaceae.